Truncatella angustata is the source of this 1087-nucleotide messenger RNA. RefSeq lists its product as uncharacterized. NCBI's taxonomy places the organism in Eukaryota, Fungi, Ascomycota, Sordariomycetes, Amphisphaeriales, Sporocadaceae. The coding region runs from base 406 to 813 and encodes 135 amino acids. The transcript has 3 exons. The record is from RefSeq and is a predicted model, not a curated record.
AGGGUUCAGCUCAAGGCAGCCAACACGCCAAGAGUCGGACUAUUCGGACAAUCAACAAUUGGGAGUCGGUGUAAUACUACAUGAUCUGAUACACAAGAGCAGCAAGAUUACAUAUAUCACCAAUGCCCUCUUCAACCAAAAAAAGAAAAAAAAAUUGAGCCUACAUUUCCCUGACCAUACGCACUCGCGUCAGAUUAUACUGUCUCCUUAUCCACCAGUUCGCAAUCCUCAAACACGUGCAAGCAUCGUAUCGGCGGUGCUCUUCAGAAACAAACAACGGGUAUAAAGCAUCAAUAGCAACGUCACGCAAUAACUUCGCAUUGCACGUCCAGACAAAACCCAAACCCAAACCCAAACCCAAACCCCCCCCCCCCCCCCCCCAGCAUCUCGUCCAGAAUUCUCGCAAUGUCUUUUCUCCCCUUCUCUAUAUCCUCGCAGUCGCCCGCCGUGACACUCGCGUCCUACAUUUUCGCCACCAUCCACGUCGGCUUUGGCGUAAACGCCAUCCUCAGGCCCACGCACGCCCUGACGUUCUUCGAGUUCGGCCCCCCGGCCGACAAGGGCGCCCGCGCCAUGGUCGAUAGCCUGAUGGCCGUGUAUGGGGCGCGAGACAUCUUCAUGGGUUUCGCCAUCUAUGCGGCCGCGCUGCUCGGCAGCCCCCGAGCGCUGGGAUGGAUCUUGAUAUCCGCCACCGGAGUCGCCGUCGCGGAUGGUGCGGUCUGUUACAGCCAUGGAAAGGGGCACUGGGGUCACUGGAACCAUGCGCCCGUCUUCACCGCCGUUGGGCUGGUCGCGCUGGGUUUGUUUGAUUAGUGGGGAACACGAGAAAGCGGUGGUGAAUGUAACGGCAUGGACACUGCAACUUGAGAGGCACGAUGAAGCAAAAUGCCUCGAGAGGAGCUAUUGUCGUAUUCUUAAUAUCCAGGCGCUCAGUCCUCCACACUAUUUCCGAGAAGGGUAUCGAACGAAAUUGCAAACAUAUGGGGGUAUAAGUCUAGCGUAAACCAAAACCAAGAACUACACAUGGUGGCAGUCAAAUCCACGAUUGCCCACAAUUACAACUGCUCGUCAACUUGUGCUACGCCGC